CAUGCUAAUCCUCGCAUAAGUACGUGGCUCAGAGAUUAUUUUGCCUUCUCCAACUCCCCUAAUGGAGAAGCAAAGAGAUUUGCUUUUCUUCUGUCUCGUUCUCUCCUGCUCUUCUUCUUUCCUUCCUUGGGUCUCUUCUUCAGAAGGUGGCCUAGAGAAGGUGUCUCCGCAACGGCUGUUCGUCUUCGGGGACUCCUACGCCGACACCGGAAACACCGAGAAAUCGAGCGGUGGGUGGCACCCGCCUUAUGGCUCCACUUUCCCAGGGGAACCGUCCGGCCGCUUCUCUGACGGCCUUGUGUUGACCGAUUAUGUUGCAUCCUUUUUGGGUAUAGAGUCUCCUCAGCCCUAUACAUGGAGAAACGACGUGAACAAGACUCUGCUGCAACAUGGGAUGAACUUCGCAUUUGGGGGGACAGGCGUGUUUGACACCAUGGCCAGAGAACCAAACAUGACCACCCAAAUCGAUUAUUUCCAAAGCUCGGUCGAACAGAAUGUCUACACCAAACAGGACCUCAGUUCCUCCGUCGCCCUGGUCUCGCUUGCCGGGAAUGAUUAUGCCGCUUUCACUAUGAAGAAUGGCAACCAAGAGGAGCUGCCGUCUUUCAUCACAUCGGUCAUCGACCAGCUAGUCUACAACCUGAAGCGCAUUAAAGGCUUAGGAGUCGGCAAAAUAGCGGUCACAGCAUUAGAGCCACUGGGGUGUUUGCCUCAGAUCACCGCUGUCUCUUCGUUCAAGAAUUGCAGCUCAAAUUGGAACUCCAUAACUCGGCUUCACAACCACCAGUUGCGCCGAUCUCUGCAAGAGCUGAAGAAGAAUGAGAGCAUGAUGGGGCCGUCGUCGCCAUCGUCGUCGUCCGCCCUUGUGAUCUUGGACCUCCACAGUGCCUUUGUCUCUGCUCUGAAUGUGCUACGACACCAAUCGGGCAAUUUAAGUGAGAAUCCAUUGAAGCCAUGCUGUGUUGGUGUGACAGAGGGUUACUCAUGUGGCAACAUAGGCGACAAAGGAGUGAAGAACUACGCAUUGUGCAACCAUCCGGAGACAUCGUUUUUCUGGGACAACAUCCACCCUUCUCAGAAUGGAUGGCACGCCGUUUACUCUUUUCUGCAUUCUUCUCUCCACCGUCUUUUGUAACAGUACAAGAUAUUAUAAAUGCAUAUAUGUGAGUAAUCAUCUGUCAGUCAACCCGCACCAAACUAUUAGCUAAUUUCUGGAUUGAAUGGCCAGUGUGAUUGAUGUAUGAAAUCAAGAAAUCAAGUACCAAGUGUUUUAAGCUUUUGUGCUGCUUAUUAGACCUUUGGAUCAACUACUUUUGGCCAGAAACCAUGCAUACUAUCGAAAAGCUUUGAACUCC
Molecule: messenger RNA, 1355 nt
Organism: Eucalyptus grandis
Lineage: Eukaryota; Viridiplantae; Streptophyta; Magnoliopsida; Myrtales; Myrtaceae
Product: GDSL esterase/lipase At5g03610
Exons: 5
Coding region: 62-1135 (357 amino acids)
Molecular function (GO): hydrolase activity, acting on ester bonds
Source: RefSeq, a predicted model, not a curated record